CACACACAGCAUGACAUGACUUCAUUGGAAUUUCCUUCCAGGGGUUUUACUUUGGGUAAUAUGAAUCCGUGAAAGCCUGUCCUUCAAUAUUCUUUGCUGGACUUCACUCACCAUGAAGUCAAAAGCUCAGAAUGACUUCAGUGAUGAGACGUUCGACAGUAAAUGGGAUUAUGCAAAGGACAUUGUCAACAGACAGAAAGUGUCCGGCACAACAUCAGAUUACCACAACUACGACUUUCACGGGAUAAAGGGAAAGACUCAGACCCACAGGCUUUUGGUUUUAAGGAAUGACAUAGAAGUCGUUCGGUUCGAGAGUACUGCUCCUCAGUACAUUCCACUAUCUGACGAGUUCUGGAGGACAUUAGCCAAACUCCCAUCUGUCUACGACUACUCCGCCUACAGGAAGGUUUUGGAGAGGUUUGGAACGCACUACCUGUCUGAGGGAAGCCUCGGGGGAUCCUUCAGAGUCCACGCCAAGAUUGAUGAAGAAACUCAAAGACAAAUGGCUAAUGAAAGACUGGAUUAUAAUGAAUGUGAAAGGUCCAGACGUUGGCUUCAUAUAUUCCCCAUCACCCAUGUGGAUUGCAGGUCUGGUCAACAUCAACAAACAUCAUCCAGAGUUAACAUCAGGAGCAAUGUAAUGAGUAAAGUGGAAGUGGAGGGAGGAGGCAUCGAACAUGUCGCAGCACUGACGACCAUGCAGCUCAAUGAUCCAGACAAGAACUGGGAGAUGUACUCAAACUGGUCUGAGUCUGUCAGCUCAUUUCCAAAGGUCAUCAAACAAAAGCUGCAGCCACUGUGGGAGCUGGUGAAGGAGGUGCAGUGUGCCGGGGUGAAGAGGCUCCACCUCCGCAGAGCCACAGAGCAGUAUCUCGCCGAGAGUGACGCCUGCCACUGCCGGCCCUGUUGCAACAGCGGCAUCGCUGUCGUGGAAGGAAACGAAUGCAAAUGCAUCUGUAAGCCUGGAACAUUGGGGCUGGCCUGUGAGCAGGGAGCUGAGGUGGACGGUCAGCAGGGAGUGAUCGAUGGAAGUUGGUCCUGCUGGUCAGCCUGGACAUCGAGCUCUCAGGGUCGAAGGUCGCGGAGUCGCUCCUGCUCGAAUCCCGCUCCUCAGAACGGAGGACAACACUGCAUCGGAGAGUCAAUGGAGACGUCUGAGGAUGAAGACCCACAGCUGCAAUACUUAAAAACCGUUGAGCCUCAGUGCUUCGACCAAACUCUCCCAGCGCCUCUGAGGUGUGGGACCCCGCCUGCUCUGAUAAAUGGCUAUAUACUGGACCCUAAGGAUGUUUACCUUGUGGGCAGUAGGGUUGAGUACACCUGCACUCUGCGUUUCUAUCACAUUGGUAACCCCAUAGAAUGCACCGCAGAUCAAACCUGGUCCGCCGAACCUGGACUGUGCUCAGUCAGCAGGUGCAGGAUUGGGUCCCUUGCUGAUGGUGUCAUAGCCUCGCCUUUAAAGCAGGUCUUUGGCAGAGGGCAGUCAGUCACCUUGUCCUGUCCAGAGGGUCGACAACUAAUAGGAGAAGCAACGGUCGAGUGUGACCCCGUAUAUAAUUUUGAACCAAACCCAAGAGAUGCUAAAUGCAGCCCAGCCAGUGGACAACAGCCAAGCUUGGCUCCCUUGGGCCACUGUCAAGAGUGGGAGAGGUUUUCCGGAGGAAGAUGUGUUUGUAAAAUGUCUCAUGAGUGCAAGUCUUCUUUGGAGUUGUGUGCCGACACUCAUGCGAUGAGCAGAAAACCCAACGUUGUGAGUGUGUGCGAAAUGCAAGCGCUGCAGUGUGCGGGGAAGAAGGUCACGCUGGCAGAAGACAGCACCUGCAUGUGGCCGCAGCGCAACACAACAGGCUGCACCAACUGUCACAUGUGGGAGACCUGUGGAGAUCAAACCAACGAGUGUCGCUGCAGGGACUCUGCAGAUUGCCCGACCCCGGGAUCAGGUGUGUGUGUGCGUGUCGGGGACGAUGCAGCUGCGGCCGCUCAGACCAUGAGCGAGUGUGAGGCAGGACUGCGCAGAUGUAAAGGAGAGAAGGUGUCGGUUGUCAGUAUCCUGCCCUGCACUUCCUGAGGCUGCAGGAGGGGGGUUGACGUCACCACCUCUCAUCAGCAUCUGCCUUUAAACGUGAUUCAUCAGUUGUGCAUUCCUUAUAUUUGUCAACUGAAUUAAUAGUGUCACUUCUAGAGGGGCCUUGUUUAACAAUACAACACAAUACCCCUGUAUUAAUCACUGAGGCCAUUUGGUUAGGGGAAAUAAGACACAGACUGACACUGACAAACAUCCACUGAAACACUAGAAUGUAACUUUUCAGUUGUGUUGAGCUAAAAGUGCAUUUCUCUAAAAACAAAUAAAUAAUAAGACACCAGC
This is a messenger RNA of Hippoglossus stenolepis (Pacific halibut), 2365 nucleotides long. RefSeq names its product complement component 7a (gene c7a). Lineage: Eukaryota; Metazoa; Chordata; Actinopteri; Pleuronectiformes; Pleuronectidae. The record is from RefSeq and is a predicted model, not a curated record. The coding region runs from base 113 to 2068 and encodes 651 amino acids. Gene Ontology annotation, cellular component: membrane attack complex. Gene Ontology annotation, biological process: immune response. The transcript is spliced from 13 exons.